UUUGGGGGCGAUUUUCGGGGCGAGAGGGGGGCAGUUAGAGAGUCGGAGCGGUCAGAUCGGCUUAUUUACCCCCUGUCGAGGCACACAUGGCUCUGUGCGGCGGCGUCGGAGCCUCGGCCUUACCCAGCGAGCUGAUCGUCCACAUCUUCUCCUUCCUGCCGGACAGAGAUAAGCUGCGGGCCUCGGCCGUGUGCUCGCGCUGGCGGGAGUGCCUCUUCUACCCCGCGCUCUGGAGCGGCCUGAAGCUGCGCGCGCGGACCGGGACCGCCGGCAACGGAACCGGUAGGCUCGAGUUCCUCAUGCGCCGGUUCGGCAGCUUCGCCCGCGAGCUGCAGCUGGAGCUUGACGGCGCGGCCCAGAGCGGCCCGGGAGACCCCGAGCUCGGGGAGCGCUGGAGGGAGGCGGCCAACGCUUACCUGGACCAGGUGCUCUGCGUGCUGGGCCACCUGCGCAACAACAGGAAUCUGCAGCGGUUGAGUCUGUACGGCGACACGUGCAUCCUUCAGGACGACAGCAUUCUGGACAGCUCUUACCUCGCCCAGAUCGACCAGGGGGGCAAGAAGAUUAAAGAGAUGCAGCAGCUGUUUGAGGAGAUCCUGUCUAACAGCCGACAGCUGAAGUGGCUCUCCUCGUCCUUCAUGCUGGGUUUGGUGACCCCGUGCUCUUUAGCGUCUCUCUCUAACCCCAGCGCCGAAACCCUGGAGCACCUCAGUCUGCUGGACGGUCAGCUGCCCAGCCUGGUGCCCACGGCCGAGCUCCAGCGCCUGGUCCACCUGCGCUCGCUCUCCAUCGACUUCUGCGACUUCUCCUCCGAAAUGUGCCGGCUGCUUUCGGCCAGCGACCGCGCGCCCCUCCACCGCCUCUCCCUGCUGCUCAACGGCGCCGCCCUGGAGGCCAAACCACUGGAUGGCACGGCCACUGAGGAUGACCUGAAGGCGCUGGUCCGGCGCAGUGCUAACCUGCGUGUUUACCUGAUGGCUCUGGACGUGUGCAGUCAGGACCUGCUGCGGGUGCUGAAGCCCAGUCUGCCUCUGGAGCGGAUCCACCUGGACAGUUUCAGCACGCUGGUGACCGACGGCGUCCUGGAGCUCAUCUCGCAGCAGUACCACAAAACGCUCACGCACUUCGUCCUGGUGAGGGACGACGGAGGCUUUCCUGACCUCAGCGUCAACCGCAACGAAGAUCCGCUGGUGCUGCUGGCCUGGAGGUGCAUCCACCUCGCCGUCCUCAUCAUCCACGGUUAUACGGUGUGGUCCCACAACCUGGUGGCCAUCUCCCGCCUGCGUGGCUCCAACUUGAAGGUGCUGACCGUGUCGGAGGAAAGCAUCGAUUUCGACCCGGACCAGUCGGUGUUCAUCGAGGGCGACCCGGUGCACAACCUGGUGAAGGAGGUUUCCCUCGGGCUGGGCCGCGUGUGGCACCCCUCCAUGGACAGCAGCGUCAUCCUGAGCGACCCCACCCAGCACUUCCACCGCGAGAUGCUGAGCUUCAGCGAGGGAGUUUAAACCCAGCAGGGCCUUUAGCUUUUGUUUCGUUUUCCUCUGCACCUUACCCACCCUGUGCUCGAUUAUCUCCCAGAACAGGCCCUGUCUCAUUUUACAUACUCUUUUCCUUUUAUUUUCCUUCCUUUGAGAUUCUGUUUGUUUUUUUUUCCUUCCUUGUAGUGUGAAAUUAAUCCUUUGUAAGUGCUGUGUUUAACCAGUAUUAGCUCUAUAUUUAUAUCUAUCUAUAUAUCCUGCUUAUGAAAUAGGAAAGUAUAGUUGGGUAUCGGUUUAGUAGCUAAUUGAGUGGAUGGUGGAGAGGGGCUUUUUGUUUUUGUUUGUUUUUUUACACAGCUAGCUUAAAAAGAGUUGUACAGAGUGUUUCGCUUUGUUCGUCCGCUCCUACGUUGGGUUUCCUCUUAUAGAGCGUGGAGUUACCUCAAGAACUAUCAGUUUCAGAUCCAUCUUGGCUUUUUACGAUGACAAAAUCUCGCGUUUUUUUCCUUGACCUAUAGGGAGAUUAGUCUUCCGGCCGAGAGAACGGGCUGAUAGACGUCAAGCUACACCCCUGCAGCCUUCCUCGUUGUUCCUAACUGUUAUUUGAAGGUGGUGAUGUUGACGUUGUUGAUGUUAUUGUUGUUGUUGAUGUUGACGACGACGAUGGUGUCGUUCGGGACGAAAAUCCCGUUUUUUUUUUUUUGUUUGUUUUAUUUUUUUUCCUCAACCUGGAAGUGGACGCGCUUCUGCUGGUGAAACCAAUUAGCUGAGGUUCUCAGACUGGCACUUAAACCCUGCGCGCUGAAUGUCCGUUAGCACAAAGUCUGGGCUCGGCUAACGGGGCUUUAUCUGGAUCAAGUCCGCUCUGUCCGUCUCAGGUAGGCACGAACACCAUGACCUUGAAGAUGAGGGUGAUGAGGAUGAGUGAGAACAAUCAGCUUUUCUCUCAGCUUUUGAAGAAAUGGCUCGAUCAGCAAAGCUAAUGUUGCUCGAAGAAAAACAGAUGCGCACUUUCAGUCGAGGAAGUGGGGAGAUAUUUGUGGGUGAACAUCAGUUUUUGUCGUGUUCACAGUUGAAAGGCAAGCGAAGUGACCCUUCGUUUACCGGCCACAUUAGCGUGUUUGGUCAAGCUAUUCCUUUAAUCUGUUUAUCGAGUCACAGUUGCCUUGGAAACCCCCCCUUUAUAGUUUCCCAUAGCGGAUACGGAUUCAGUCACCAUUACUGUUACCUGUUCCUUCAAGACCAGCAGUCAUUCAGUGCGGAAAGUCCGAUCUCGUCGUGUCCGAGCGGCGUGGCGCGAGCGAUCCUCAGUGUUUCGGGGUGAAGUUGAGCUCGAAUCCCCACAGUAUUUCAUCUGCAGAGUGUUAGGAGGAGGGAGGCAGUUGCUACUCUGUUUUUCCCCCCACAUAUCUCAGGAUUCCUGCCCUUCCGGUACUUUUCCAGUGAAGGUUUUCGUCCAAGCUGUUUGUUCGGUGCGUCUGUGCGCUCGAUGGACAAGAUAGUGAAGGUUUUUUUUUUUUAUUUUUAUUUGGAGAAAUGUUAAAGCUCUUCCAAAAGACUGCGCUUUACAGUGGUUUUUAUUUUUCUAUCUCUCUCUCGUGUGCGUGGGAUGUACGCUUUUACUUGCGCCGUUUGCCAUUUUAAAGCUCGUAGUGUGGAGGGAAACCGCGGUCGCCUGCUUAGCGUUAGGAAAGUGAAUGUCGAACGACGGCCUUCGUUUCUCGUUUUAAAAAGUGGCGCUUGUUUUUGCUCUGGAGAUUCGGAAGCAUAUCUUCUUUUCUCAUGCUCCGUGCAGUGACGUUCGGAUGGAAGGUGGACACGUUUGUGGUUUUCGGUCUGAAAGGCUAAUUAGCCGCCCGCCUUCUUGCUGAUAGACGAGACAGCGAAGCCAAACCGGGUGUGAAACUGUAGCCACAAACUAUCCUUCCUGUUAAAAACGUUUUUUUUUGUAAUGCUUAGCUGGCUCAGCCAAAGCCAGUUGCAGUAAAUCUCCAUAUGCAAGCAUAAUGGGGGGAAAUCUGGCUAGAGGUUAGCUGGUUAGCUUGUUAGCUUGUUAGCUUAAAGGAGUAGUUUGGUAAAAAGUUUCAUUUGCACACCGUAACCCUUCAUCUGCAUGCAGUCGAUCCACUAAGGCAGGGCUGCCCAAUCCUGAUCCUGAAGAUCAACCACCCUGCAGAGUUUAGCUCCAACCCUAAUCUAACACACCUGAUCCAGGUAAUCAGCCUUCAGCGGCGUCUGACUGUCCAGGUGUGUUGGAUCUGAACUCUCCAGGGUGGUAGAUCUCCAGGACCAGGAUCGCUAAUGCGUGUUUGUUGUCCUGAAGUUAGGCUAAUGUAAGUCUUUUGGUUCCAUUGACUUGCAUGGCUUGUUAGCCACGUUAGCCGUCUCAUCUUUUAGCUCCGGUGCUAAAACUAAGGAAGCAAACUUCAGACACCUGAGCGACUACUUUUUAGGCAAGAAGGGAAGAUGUGUAAACGAAUAAUUUUUUUACUGAACUCUUCCUUUAAUAGAAAGCAAAUCGAAAGCAAUCAACCAAUGAGACCCAAUCAGUUCAGAGCCUGCAUGUAAGGUGCCUCUCUAGGUGAGCUUAAACCUGCAGUGUAUGCAUGAGAAACAAAGAUACCGCUUAAGGAAUAAUGAUAUAACUAAAAAAUGCAUGCCAGUAGUGGGAUUCUGACGUGUUUGUUUGAAAAGUCCCAUUUCUAUUUUUAGUACCACACCAAAAAGGAUCUAGAUGAGAUUGUUCUAUAUUUGGAAGUUUAAUAUUGUAUAUUGUUUCUUGCCGUUGAAUGAGGGUGGGUAAGGACUCGAGUGUCAGAGGGAGACGACGACGUUGGCGAGUUGUCGGUGUGUAAACUGCUAAUGCGUUCAUGCUGUGCCUAAACCCAGAAUAGCUUUCGUUUCUCGAAGCCCACACACGGCGUCCGUGUUCGUCUCCGGUCGACAGAGUCAUGUCUAGCAUAGCGAUAGACAGGUGUAACUAAGACGUUAGCAUAUUAAAGCAUCAGCGUGUUGUUUUUCUUCCUUAUUUUCCUAGUUUUUUGGGUUUGUUCUCUCUGUACACUCAUGUAUGUGUGUGUUGUGUUUUUUUUGUAAAGUUUCAAAAAGUGCAUACGUCAGAGAAGGAGGUGUGUAGAGUCGGGAGGCGUACCACUUUCUCAGCAGUGAACAGGAAACAGCCUUUCUCAGGGUUCCGUCAGUUCAGUGGAGGAGGAGUCCAGUAGCUCAGGCCUCUAAUCAUGGACCUCUGAGGACGCGGCGUCGCUCUGCGUCUGCCGCAUGAGGAGCUCCGGGUCUCGGCUGGUUUUCUCUAUGGGGAAAACUGCUACUGUCUCACCUGGUGGUGAGCAAAAAACGUUCCAGAGCUGAUUUAUUUGUGUAUGUUUUCCCCCCAAAACAGAUUUUCUGAGUUAUGAGGUCAUUAAGGAGUCAUAAUUCAAAUAUUGCUACAUGCUAAUACACGCUCUGACAUCAUCAACUGACAUCAUGAGACUGACCUCACCGAAAUACCCAGCAAGCUUCGUCAAAUGUGAUAGAUUAGAGGCUGUGCUUUGAUUAUACACUUAAAACUGAUGGUUGUUCAAGGGUUCUUUAGUAAAGGCAGUGGUUCUAUUUAGAAACAUUCUAUGUAGAAACGUUUCAGACUCUUUGCAUGGUGAAUUUGUUCUUCAGAUUAAUGGAGAAUGUGUUGUAUAUGGUUCUAUGUGGAACCUUUGGAAAAUAACACCAAAAAGUGUUUGUUCUAACAAGCUUAACAUCAUACCAAUGGAACCCGUUUCGGUUACAACACAUUCUCCAUCCAUUUCGCCAUGCAUAGAACCUUUUAAGCAUGAAUUGAACCAUUGCCUUUUCUUAAAGAACCCUUAAAGAACCAUCUUUUUUAAGUGUAUAGCUGAAAUUGUAGGCUUUCACUUGUUAAUUGAGUGUUAGCUUGGUUCUAGCAUGUGUGGAGCAACAUUAGCAUUUUGGCUACUUUAAAGGGAAUCAGUUUUUCAAAAAUUUACAGCUCAGUUAUUAAAACAAGCCGUCUGAAGUGGUUUCAUUAUAGAGAAACUUGAAUGAAAGCAAAUUAGAUGUCUUUACAGUGGUGGUGAUAGGAACCAGGCGUCACCAUGACUACAACACAAAUAUAGACAUUUUAUUUACUAUCCAGAACCACCAGUGAACCUACACGAGUCUUCUGAGUUUAUAUGGAAUGUUGAUGAUGGUGGUCAUCUGAACGGCCGCCGUCCUCUGUGAAUGAUGUUCGGUUCCUAUCACCACCACUGUGAACAGUUCUGACUCUGUAAGUUUAUCUAGAACAGAGCGUUUCACACCAAACCACUCUGAACGACUCUGUUUACAUCUUAACCACCUAAUUAUUUUGAAAUUUUGAAAAAUGGCUGGAGUUCCCCUUUUAACGACCUCUUAAGUCAGAGGAUAGUGACUCUCCUGGGGGUGAAAUUGCAUGUUUUUGUUCAGCUCAGGGGAAAAUGUUGCGUAUGGGGCGGCGAAAUGACUCCGCGUCCUCAGACGUUUGUGAAAGUUUCCAUACGAGAAAUCAUAAAACCAAGUCACUGGAAUUUCGCUUCUGUCAGCACGUCUUGUGUCAGCUGCCAAAGAUCACGGUGAUUCAACCUUAACGAAAGUGCCCGCAUGCUGGCAGAGGGCAGGGCCAACGGCUGAUCGGCCUCUAGAUGUACUACUUACUACUAUAUUCUCUUACUACAGCUAGUAGAUAUCGAAUGGGUUGAAGUGGAGGUCGGGCCGCUUUCGUGCUCCGCAGCUGUGCUGUGGCGGUUUUCUUUUUUGUUUUGUUUUUUUGGGUCAACAGCAGUAGAUCUCUCUUAUAAAUGCACCUGUUUCACUGUGAAGAGUGAAUGUAAUUUAAAAACUAUUGAGAAAAUCAAGGUUGGUUCUAUCAGACCUACUAUUAAGCUGCUAUGAGACGUGUAAGGAACAUUCCACUGGGGAGUUAAAAACAAACUAAAAUGGCCAAAUGUCUGCAUGAAAUGACUUUAUUUUUUUACUCUUCGAUUCUUUUUCGGGCUUGUUGGGGGGGGCGGGAUCCUGAAAUCAGCGAAGCGGACUGGUCUUUAGGUGAAAAUCGUUGAGCGCGGGUAUGAUUGUGCCUCCCUCGAGUAUGAAGUGCAGAAGGGAGAUUAUUUUUGUGUAGACCAGUCGAUUGUUACAACUCAGUUGGAUCCCAGACUUUUUUGUUUUGUUUUGGUUUUCUUUUUGUUUUUUUUUUAUUUCAGUUUUGGAAACGUUUAUAUGCAUUCACAAUCCAGAUCUCUCUGUAGUUAAAGGAGAACAGCUGUAAGUACAGUGGGCUGCUCUAAAGCCUGAGAAAUCUCAGAAAGCUGUAUAAAGGAAACAAAACGUGGCCUGUAGAAGCUCAGUGAGCUUCCAGUUACCUUACUGCUCAAUGACCUCACGCCAGCUGCAAGGGGUGGGGCGGUGGGGAGAUGUUAUAGAUCGCUGUUGUCGGAAACCUCGUAUCUCCAAAAUGGUAACUUUACAGGAGAAGUAAAAAACAUGCUUUACUUUUGAUGUAAGUCAAUGGAACCAGACUUUUUUCCCCAAGCAAUUUUGGGCCGUUUAUUUUGGUCCAUUCAUCAUGAAAUUUACACUCAAUGUAAAAGACAACAGGCAUUUUUUUUUUGUCAAACUGCAAAACGUUUUGUUCGGAACAAAACUCACUUUUACAGCAGAAGAAAAAAGAAGGAACAUUCUUAACUUAUAAUGGAAGUCGGUUUAUCAGGCAAAGGGUAACUAGAGUUUUUAAAUUAUGCCAAGAAAGUAAAACGCGUCAAAAAUGGUGAUGUCAGGUUUUUGUCCAACAGUCACUAUAUAAUACAUAAAUAAUCUCCAUUAUUGUUGUUUUUCAGUUUUUGACAUAAUAUAAAUAGAGGAACAGGCAUUUUCAAAUUAUGUGUAAAUUUCAUGAUGAAUGAACCAGUAGAAACAGCCCAGUAUUACUUGGGAAGACGUCUGGUUCCAUUGACUUACAUUAGAAGUAAAUUCCUUUUUCUCCUUCUGCUGUAAAGUUACCACUUUGGAGAUACGAGGUUUUGUUCCAACAGCAGCUUUUUAUAAAUAUAUAUAAUCGUCUAGUGUGACCUUGGAGUCUAAACGAGUUUAUUUUUGAUGAAAUCUGAGUCACUUUAAGUAAAGGUCCACUGUAGGUCAAACAUCACGCCGGACAUGGGCCUAACCACCCCAUCCCCCCAUUUCCCCCCUUGCCGGUUUUCCUCUUCAGGCUGGCUCGCAUUAAAACAAAGUCAGAAACUAUGCAAGUGGAAUGCAUAUGAUUCAGUGGCUCUUAACUUCUCUCUCUAUUCUUUUUGUUUUUGUUUUUUCUUUUUCUGUCACUCAUAAAUGGAAAUGACUUAUCUUGCAAUUAUACUUGGCCUUAUUAUUAUUAUUAUUAUUAUUAUUAUUUUAAGAUCUUGAUUCUUCGGAAGCCAACUCAGUUUCGGGGCGACCGUGGGUACAGACAUGGUCUCUAUGAGACUGGCCAGCAGGCCCCAGUUCUAAGUGGUACGAAUGUUGUGCAUUUGUUUAAAAUCAGGACAGUCUGCAAUAAAGAAGUGGCCAUCACGGGGCACGAGCAGUGCUAAGACCAGGCUGCUGCUUACCUUGUAAACGUAACGGCGAGUAAAAAAAUACGAUACCUUACAGCGCAUAUGGGUAUGUAUAUAUCAACAUACGUACUUCUAUGCCACAUAUGUCCGGGUUCUAUUUAUGAACAUGGAGAAAAAAUAGUUUAUAAGCGUUGUUGUUUUGCAAAAAUGGUUUUACCAUCUUAAAUGUUUAAUAUUUGGGCAGGUGUGUUCUGUCUACUUUUUGUCUCCAGUGAGCACAUAGCAUUGGGUUUUAUAUGUACAUCUACAAACAGGAACGUCCUCUGGCACAGGUGUGAACAUGCCAGGUGGGGAGAGAUUUUAUUGAUUUAGAAAAGUGAUCUGAGGUUCCACCAUUAAAGAAGGAAAAAAAUAAACCUACGAGAAAAAAAACGUAACUGACGUACGUGUUGGAUAAACCAGCCUGAAUGUUGAUUUGAAUCAAUGUUGAAUGAAUGCAUUUUCUUUUAAUCGGUAAAUAAAAGCAUUAAAAAAGGA
This is a messenger RNA of Colossoma macropomum (tambaqui), 8581 nucleotides long. Its product is annotated as F-box only protein 33. Gene Ontology annotation, molecular function: protein binding. Gene Ontology annotation, biological process: positive regulation of protein ubiquitination; SCF-dependent proteasomal ubiquitin-dependent protein catabolic process. Gene Ontology annotation, cellular component: SCF ubiquitin ligase complex. NCBI's taxonomy places the organism in Eukaryota, Metazoa, Chordata, Actinopteri, Characiformes, Serrasalmidae. The transcript is spliced from 5 exons. The record is from RefSeq and is a predicted model, not a curated record. Bases 87 to 1505 code for a protein of 472 amino acids.